AGAGCAAAAACUGUGAUGAUUGUGUUUUACAAAAUAAGGGUUUCGUGUGAACUCUCCUUUGAAUCCAUCCUCCUUGUUAUUCCCGCUAGGUUCAACGACGGUGACCAGUUCAAGGACCCUGACCUGUACUCAGACAAGUCGGACCGGGAGGGGGAGCAGGACCAUGAGGAGUCAGACGUGGAGGGUCUGGGGAAGAGCGAGGAGAGUGACAGUGACACGUCAGAACGUCAGGAUGACUCCUACAUUGACCUUGACCCCAACGAGGCCCUGCGGGAGACUCCGUACCUGGAACAGUCCCACGAGGAGCUGGGAGAGGCUGGUGAGGCGUCCCAGACAGAGACGGUGUCGGAGGAGAAUAAGUCUCUGAUCUGGACGCUGCUGAAGCAGGUCAGGCCUGGGAUGGACCUGUCUAAAGUGGUCCUGCCCACCUUCAUCCUGGAGCCACGCUCCUUCCUGGACAAGCUGUCCGACUACUACUACCAUGCUGACUUCCUCUCUGAGGCAGCUGUAGAGGAGAAUGCCUACAGCAGGAUGAAGAAAGUAGUGAAGUGGUAUAUCUCUGGAUUCUACAAAAAGCCACAGGGACUGAAGAAGCCAUAUAACCCCAUCAUCGGUGAGACCUACCGCUGUAUGUGGCUCCAUAGCAAGACCAACAGCAAGACAUUCUACAUCUCUGAACAGGUGUCCCAUCAUCCUCCAGUGUCAGCGUUCUACGUCAGUAACAGGAAGGACGGCUUCUGUCUCAGCGGAAGCAUCCUGGCCAAGUCCAAGUUCUACGGAAACUCCCUGUCGGCCAUAUUGGACGGAGAGGCUCGGCUCACCUUUCUCAACAGAGGAGAAGACUACGUCAUGAACAUGCCCUACGCCCACUGCAAAGGCAUCUUGUAUGGCACCAUGACUCUGGAGCUGGCUGGCCAGAUCACUAUUGCCUGUGAGAAGACAGGAUACAGUGCCCAGCUCGAGUUCAAACUCAAGCCCUUCUUGGGUAACAAUGACAGUGUAAACCAGGUCUCUGGAAAGAUCAAGCUGGGGAAGGAGGUGCUGGCUACGCUGGAGGGACACUGGGACAGUGAAAUCUUCAUCAACGAUAAGAAGACCGGGGUGGUGGAUACGUUUUGGAACCCCACGGCAGAGCUGCGUCAGAGCAGGCUAACACGCUGCACCGUGCCUCCUGAGGACCAGGGAGACUAUGAGUCUGAGAGGUUAUGGCAGCAUGUAACAAGGGCCAUCAACAACAAGGACCAGACAGAGGCCACCAAUGAGAAGUUUAUCCUGGAGGAGGCUCAGAGGAAGUCAACCCGCGAGCGCAAGGCCAAGUGUGAGGACUGGGCGCCCGGGCUCUUUGAACAGGACCCCGUCACCGGAGAGUGGCAUUACAGAUAUGCCGACACCCGUCCGUGGGAUCCGCUGAAUGAUAUGAUUCAGUUUGAGAAAGACGGCUGGAUCCAGACUAAAGUGCGGCAUCGCACCCCAAUGGUGUACAAGCGUGUGUGUGCGGUGCGUGAGUGUUUUUGUGUGACAGGGCCCAAAAGAAAGCACAAGCACAGUGACAAGCCCAAGAAACCUGAGAGUGGCUGCUCCUCCCCAGAACCUGACCGCCAGGACUCCUCCGGCAGCGAGCGACACAACAGCAAGCACAGUAGCCGGUUAAGGAAAAAGGGCCCAGACCUUAGUGAACUUCAAAGUGCCAUUGAUUCUAUAAAGAAGACACAGGAGAACAUUUACAAGAGCAUCGGUGUGCUGCGCUCCCGAACUGCAGCGGGCCAGACGGCAGCAGAGGGCGGAUUCCUGCAGCAGCGCGACUACGCCAUCAUCAUCCUCCUCAUCCUCCUUCAGGUCUUCAUCAACUUCCUGUUCAAGUAGCAGCCGACAGACUGACAGCGAGAGAGACAUAUGGAGAGAGACAGAUGGAGAGAGAGAGACAUGACUCAUGGGGGGUUUGUCCAGGCUAAGGAGGAGAAACAGUCUGGAAGUGAACGAACUACAAGAGCACCCAGUAGCUCUGCCUCAACCCUCUCUCGCUCUCUCGCUCUCGCUCUCUCUCGCUCUCUCUCUCUACUGAGUUGAACCUGCUCCACUGUCCUCCGACGGGCCACCAUUGUCACGCACACGUCUCGAAAGCAAGCAUUCCUGAAAGAGGCUCCUCAAAAACAACUGAAAUUGUUUUUAAUUUCUAUUUAUUUGUACCCGUUUAAAGAUCCAUGUAUUUUUAAAGGGGGGGUGACACCGGCCAGGACUGAAGGGAAGUUGAGGUCAGCGUUCGGCCUUAGCCGACGUCAUGAUGUCGUGAACUGGGCCUUGGAGUAGGCAUUGACAUCUGGUGGCCAUUUUUAAUUUUGCUAACGGACACCGCUCCUUGCAUUUCACAUUGCCCUGAUUUCACCCGGCUCCCCAACUACAGGAAACAUUUUACACUGAGACUUUUGAAGAAAAAAGUUCAAUUUUUUUUUAAAGACUGUUGUUUUGUUUGUUUGGUGUGUCCUUUGUGAGUAGAACCUCUAGUUAAAAAAUAUACGAGAAGGGAGAAGAACAGUUUUAAGCGGUCCAAUAUAUGUGACGUUCUUUUGAAGCUUUGACAAGGCUCGAGUUUCCUAGCUUGAAGGUGAAUCGGCAACAAAAGAAAAA
Molecule: messenger RNA, 2625 nt
Organism: Salvelinus fontinalis (brook trout)
Lineage: Eukaryota; Metazoa; Chordata; Actinopteri; Salmoniformes; Salmonidae
Gene: osbpl8
Product: oxysterol binding protein-like 8
Exons: 15
Coding region: 16-1863 (615 amino acids)
Cellular component (GO): intracellular membrane-bounded organelle; cytosol; membrane
Molecular function (GO): cholesterol binding
Source: RefSeq, a predicted model, not a curated record